Molecule: messenger RNA, 6767 nt
Organism: Myotis daubentonii (Daubenton's bat)
Lineage: Eukaryota; Metazoa; Chordata; Mammalia; Chiroptera; Vespertilionidae
Gene: H6PD
Product: hexose-6-phosphate dehydrogenase/glucose 1-dehydrogenase
Biological process (GO): pentose-phosphate shunt; glucose metabolic process; pentose-phosphate shunt, oxidative branch
Cellular component (GO): endoplasmic reticulum
Molecular function (GO): NADP binding; glucose-6-phosphate dehydrogenase activity; 6-phosphogluconolactonase activity
Source: RefSeq, a predicted model, not a curated record
GCGCCACUGGCUCGGUCCCACUGCGCGUGCGCGCGCCCCUGACCCGGGGACCCCUUGCGCGCGCGGCCCUGACGCGGGGACCCCUGGCGCGCGCGCCGAGGACGCCUGGGUCUCCGCGCUCCCGGGCAGGGCAAGGGCGGCCGGGCUGAACCUGGCCUCGCGCCCUCCCUGCUCGCCGCCCCGGCUCCGCUGGCGGAACCCGAGCGCGCAGCAGGCGCGGGGCCGUGACGCACACCUGCCGGGCAGCCCGGGCCGCGGAAAGGGAUGCGCGGGGCCCCAGCCUGAGCCGGGUCUACAGCGCCCCGCGCGUCGCGACGUCCCCGGAGCAGCGGCCGGCUCGGCUGGGCGAGACGAAGCGCCCGGGCUUGGGGAGGAUGCUGGCGGUGGCCGUGUUCGUGGCCCUUCUGGGCUGCCUGCGGGCCCAGGAGCUGCGGGGACACGUCUCCAUAGUCCUGCUGGGAGCCACUGGGGACCUGGCCAAGAAGUACCUGUGGCAGGGACUGUUCCAGCUGUACCUGGAGGAGGUGGGGAAGGGCCACAAUUUCAGCUUCCACGGGACUGCUCUGACGGCCACCGAGCAGGGCCAGGAGGUCGUGGCCAAGGUCCUGGAGUCCCUUUCCUGCCCCAAGGAUGUGGCACCCGCUCGCUGUGCUGAACUCAAGGACCAGUUCCAGCGGCUGAGCCAGUACCGCCAGCUGAAGACCACGGAGGACUACGCGGCCCUGAGCAAGGACAUCGAGGCGCAGGUGCAGCGCGGGGGCCUCUGGGAGGCGGGCCGCAUUUUCUACUUCUCCGUGCCACCUUUCGCCUACACGGACAUCGCCCGCAGCAUCAACAGCAGCUGCCGCCCGGGCCCCGGCGCCUGGCUGCGCGUCGUCCUGGAGAAGCCCUUCGGCCACAACCACCUGUCAGCGCAGCAGCUGGCCACGGACCUUGGGAGCUUUUUCCACGAGGAGGAGAUGUACCGGGUGGACCACUACCUGGGCAAGCAGGCCGUGGCUCAGAUCCUGCCUUUCCGAGACCAGAACCGCAAGGCCCUGGACGGCCUGUGGAACCGGCACCACGUGGAGCGGGUGGAGAUCGUGAUGAAGGAGACGGUGGAUGCAGAAGGCCGCACCAGCUUCUACGAGGAGUACGGUGUCAUCCGCGACGUCCUGCAGAACCACCUGACGGAGAUCCUCACGCUGGUGGCCAUGGAGCUGCCCCCCGACGUCGGCAGCUCGGAGGACGUGCUGCGGCACAAACUGCAGGUCUUCCGGGCGCUGCAGGGCCUCCGGAAGGGCAGCGCCGUCCUGGGCCAGUACCAGGCCUACAGCGAGCAGGUGCGCAGGGAGCUGGACAAGCCGGCCGGCUUCCUCAGCCUGACGCCGACCUUCGCAGGCAUCCUCGUUCACCUGGACAACCUUCGCUGGGAGGGCGUCCCUUUCCUCCUGAUGUCGGGCAAAGCCUUGGACGAGAGAGUGGGCUACGUCCGGGUCUUGUUCAAGAACCGGGCGUGCUGCGCGCAGAGCGAGCAGCACUGGGUCGCGGAGCAGAGCGCGUGUCUGCCGCGCCAGAUCAUCUUCUACAUCGGGCACGGCGCGCUGGGCAGCCCCGCGGUGCUGGUGAGCCGGAACCUGUUCAGGCCCACGCUGCCCAGCAGCUGGGAGGAGUUGGGGGGCCCGCCCGGGCUCCACCUUUUCGGCCGCCCACUGUCUGAUUUCUAUGCCUACAGUCCUGUGCGGGAGCAGGACGCCUACUCCGUCCUCAUAUCCCGCAUCUUCCACGGCCGCAAGGACUCCUUCAUCACCACGGAGAACUUGCUGGCCUCCUGGGCCUUCUGGACGCCCCUGCUGGACAGCCUGGCCCACGAGGCCCCCCGCCUCUACCCUGGAGGGGCAGAGAACGGGCACCUGCUGGACUUUGAGUUCAGUGGCGGCCAGUUGUCCUUCUCGGUGCAGCAGCCGGAGCAGCUGGUGCCGGGGCCCGGCUCCGCUCCCGCGCCCAGCGACUUCCAGGUUCUCAGGUCCACGUACCGAGAUCGCCCGCUGGUCACUGCCUGGCCCGAGGAGCUGAUCGCAAAGCUGGCCGACGACGUCGAGGCGGCUGCCAUGAAGGCCGUGCGGCGCACUGGCCAGUUCCACCUGGCGCUCUCGGGCGGCUCCAGCCCCGUGGCCCUGUUCCAGCAGCUGGCCAUGGGCCACUACGCCUUCCCCUGGGCCCACACGCACCUGUGGCUGGUGGACGAGCGCUGCGUGCCGCUCUGGGACCCCGAGUCCAACUUCCAGGGCCUGCAGACGCACCUGCUGCGGCACGUCCGGCUCCCGCACUACAACGUCCACCCCAUGCCCGUGCACCUGCGCCAGCGGCUCUGCGCCGAGGAGGACCAGGGCGCCCAGGCCUACGCCGAGGAGAUCUCCGCCCUGGUCGCCAACAGCAGCUUCGACCUGGUGCUGCUGGGCAUGGGCGCCGACGGGCACACCGCCUCCCUCUUCCCGCAGUCGCCCACCGGCCUGGAGGGCGAGCAGCUGGUGGUGCUGACCGAGAGCCCCUCGGGGCCGCGCCGGCGCAUGAGCCUCAGCCUGCCCCUCAUCAACCGCGCCCGGAGGGUGGCGGUCCUGGUCAUGGGCCGGCUGAAGCGCGAGAUCACCCUGCUGGUGAGCCGCGUCGGCCACGAGCCCAAGAAGUGGCCCAUCUCGGGCGUCCGGCCCGUGUCGGGCCAGCUGGUGUGGUACAUGGACUACGAGGCGUUUCUGGGGUGAUGGGGCCUCGCCCCCUGCUCACUCCCAGGCUGUCUCUCCCCGUCCUCUCCCCUCCCCCGAGUCCUGCCACCUGCCCGGGCGCCUGGCUCUCUGGAAUCGGAUGCCUCAGGGUCAGCCCCGGGAGAGGCCCCAUCCCAACCCCUUUGACCGUCCCUGUCCAGGUGUGGUCAGACCCAGAAACAAGGAAGAAAUGGAGGCUCCUGAGAAGCUUCAAAUCCAGGUUAGGAGAGACUGGCGGUUCCACGUCCACAUCAGCCCGCCUCGCGGCCAGGCUGCAGCGUGGGAGCUCCCAGCUUCAGCAGGAGGCGUGCAGGGGGCCGAGGAGGGUCCUGGAGGGGGACCCUGCAACGGCUCCCGUGGAGAAGGGUGCGGGCAGCAGGGAGCGGGGAGCCCGGCACAGUGGGUGCAGGGCCGUGCCGGGCAGGUGCUGGGACUGCCCGGAGCCCGGCCGGUGCAGCCCUGCUUCCCGUUUCCUUCCGGAGUCUCUGCCGUCGGCUGCUGUCCUGGCCCCUGUGGGCUGCCUCCUGCUCCGUGUGUCCGGUCCUUCCUCCUCGUCCCGACUCGGGGGGCCUCCCAUCCCUCCUUGGUAUCCUGACUGUCCCCAGACCCUCCCAUUGUAGACAGAAAGAUGACAAGAACACUGCCACAAUACUGGGUGCUACAACGGUGCCAAACACCUCGUGACUCGUUAGGGGCCCUUCCUCAGUAAUGACCUUCUCUGCAUGGGGGGACCCCCCGCCCGCUGGGCAUAACCAUCAGGCCAUCCCGGGUUCCCUCCUUGCGAGGGCUCUUUCCAUCUCAGGGAACCAACAGUGUCCUCCCUGUUCUACCAGGAAAGACCUAGUCAAUCUCUCUGAUGGGGAGAGCUCGCUGCGGGGAGAGCUGUGACGACAAGCGAUGCACCAUCCAGGCGCUCUGAUCUGACCAGACAGGAGCCAGGCCUUUUGCUGGGGCGGCCGUGGCGCUGGGGCUGCAGCACCCGCCUCACAGCCCGCGACUCCCUGCCCGCCGGUCCCUCCUGCCGCUCACGGUGCCACUGCAGGUGGGAGGCUCGGGAACAGGGCGGCGGCUUCUCAGGAGUAGGGGGGUGCUCUGCUCUCGAGAAGCGGGGCUCGGGGGCCUGUUCUCCUGACACCCCCAGGGGUGUCUCUGAAAUGCUUUUUAAAACAGCAGCGACAGGGCACAGUCUGUAUUCCAGCUUUGCACCUAGUCGCGCCCCCAGCUGUGGCUGUCAGGGAAUAAGAUGCUUCGUGUGACUGAGCCCCGCCUCCUGGCCUCACUGUGCGGCGGACACGCCGCAGACAGGCACGUGUCCGCGUGGCGCGAGGGCUUUCCUUGGUGAGGAGGGGCGCCCCGAAAUCCGUUUCUCUACUUUUGGCUGUUCAGACUUCCCUCACGGCUACGGGUUUAAAGGAAUAUUGUUUCCGUGCGAUGGGAGCCUGGGAGGUGGCGCCUGAGCCAGGGGCACUCCCGUUAAAAUUCUGCUUCCGCUGGCAGGCGGGCGCUGACCUCGGCAGCACAGAACCAGUGCCGGGCGGGAGUCUCCUCCCUUUCUGGGUCAGCAUCUUAGCCUCUUUGCUCUAGAGAUGCUGGCGGUACAGGUGGUUGCAGGUCGGGUGCCCCGGUGUCCACGUGGGGGCGCUCGCGCACCAUCCCUGCCCGUGUUCCUUGCGGUCUGACUCGCAGGCAUUUCCCCUGUGUCCCAGGAACUCCCCCUGUGUCCUGCUCCCAGUUUUGUACUCUGCCUCCCCGGGCCCUUGGCCCCAGCAACUCCCCCAGCUGUUCCCCAGGGACUUCUUCCUCUGUGGUUGCAACACCAGAGCGGAAGGGACCUCCACAGCCCGCGUCUCCGUCUGGGAUAAAGGGUGAGCUGUCACCAUUUCUGAACAAGAGUGAGUCACGGCGGGCCUGAGCCGAGGAUGUCCUGUUCUUAGAGGGCUGCCUUGCCCCGAAUGCACCCUUUGUCUGGGGAGUUUGCACACGGGCUUGGGAUGGGGCAAAAAAUGCCAAAGGUUUCCUUCCCAGAAUCAGCUGCUGCCCUAAAAGUCCCCGGGAGACGCUGUCAGCAUUCACUUUCCCCCUCCCUCCCCCUUCCCCUCCUUGCCCUGUGCCAGGAAGGGGAGUCUCAGAACCAGGCCACCUCAGCUGGUGGUUUCCAAACGUUUGGGACUGUGACCCACAGCCAGGAACCUGUCACAUCAGGAGGCCUGGAAAUCUGUCUCCAGCCCAGCGUGGUCAGGACCUGUCUGAACAUGGUGCCCUCUCCUUUCUGUCUCAUUAAGAACAUGCUGCAGGAUCCAGCGUUACCCCGUCCCACAGGCCGAGGACCCUGGCUCCCACGGGGACACUGCCCCCAUGCGGGGCCUCGAACCCGGCUUCCCAGCCCUGCAGCCUCACACCUGGGCCCACCCAGCACAGCGGGGCUGCCCGGACCCAGAGUGAGGCUGCCUGAGCCCAGAGGGGGGGGCUCACCCAGCACAGCGGGGCUGCCCGGGCCCUUCACAAGGGGGAGAGCAGUGGGUGAUGAGGAAGCCCUCCCCAGCCUGGGAGCCAUGGUGACGGAGGGGUUAAGUCCCGGGGUAGAUUCUCAACAUCUUGCACAGCGUGGUCUCUGAUCCUUUCAACACCCUGUGAGGUGGAAGGAGCCUCGUUUACUGGGGGUUUUGAAACUGAAGUCUAAUGACAACAGGCCAGUUGCUCCUAAGCCGGGUCUUGGGGGUUCUAGACAUGCCCCCCCCCCCCCCGCCCGCGGGGCCACCUCCCUCCAGGGAGCCCUGGGUGCUGGAGCAGCGCAGUCAGCCUCAGCGGAGGGCCUGUCAGAUGGGCAUCUCUGGAGAAGCGUUGUUGCCCUGUGUGUCUGGAAAGGAUGAGGGACUUUCCAGGUUGCUGGGAGCUGGAAUCUGAUCGUGACCUGGGAGCCGUUUCCUGUGAACCGCAGGCGGGAGCCCUCCUUGUUAGUCUCCUGGAUGCCCCUGCCCCUGUCUGCCCCCGUUCCUCUGCAGUCAGCACUUCCUAGCAGCUCAUCACUCUGCCGGGGCUGGUGUUUCAGAUCAUUCCACAAUCACAGGCUGGGCUCCGGCCUGCUUUGCCCUGCUCCCCUCCCCUUCCCCCGGGCCUGCCCCCCAGGAUGGUGUGGUAGAAAGGAGAGACCUUCCAUCAGACCUUUCCUACACUUUAGUUCACAGAAACAAGUUUUCUCAAUGGAAAUGCCCACAGCCUCACGCCUGCAUCGGCCUUGCCCAGCGCGUCUUUAUCUUCAGCCAACGGGCCCCGCAGGCCCAGUCCACACGGAGAGAAGCCGCCUGGCGCAUGUCGGGGAACAGCCCCAGGAAAGGCCAGUGGUGACAGGGCAGGUCCCCAUGACAGGCCAGUGCGGUCAGCACCUGCCGUCCCGGGACAGACUCCAGACGGCCAGUCCCCACGGUCACUGCUGGAGUGAAGGAUGGGGCUGCAGUGUGCCCCCCCCACACACACCCCUGUGCUCUGCUGGGCCUCGAGGUGCCCCUGGCUUUGUUAGGUGGCAAUUCCAUGAGAAGGAGGGCACUCCUUCCACCCUCAGCGUCUGCAUUUGGAAGAACUGGGUGAGGGAAGAUGCCAGCAGGGCCUCUCUGGGGCCAAGGGCUGUCAGCACCUGUGCCUGGUUUACACCUGGGAAGGCCCGGCUGUCGGGUGCUCAGGGGCAGUUGCCAGCAAGACACCUGGAGGGAGUGUGGGCGCUGAAGCGGGUGUUGGGUCUGGAUCGCGUCCCUGUCCUCUGUCCCGGGCUGGGAAACGGUACGGGGCUGACGCAAGGAGCAGGGAGCCGGGGGAAACCCCUGGCGGUGGGGAGAUGCUGGGCAGAACACCCCCCCCCCCAUUCCCGCCAAAGCAGCAAGACUGGUGCCUUCUUGCCAAGAGAACUGCCCCUGUUUCUGUGGGAAUACUGGGCUCUUAAAGAUGCCUCAAACAGACACGUUCAGAGUUUUAAAAUGACUUUCUAUGUCAGAUGCAACAUUUAUUUUUUUAAGCAAUAAAAUUGUUUUGCCA